Messenger RNA from Periconia digitata, 996 nucleotides. Lineage: Eukaryota; Fungi; Ascomycota; Dothideomycetes; Pleosporales; Periconiaceae. The record is from the annotation of a GenBank genome assembly.
AUGAACUCCAUUCGCUCUAUCCAGAAGCUCAACAAGCGUGAACUCGAGGAAGGCAUCACGCCUGAAGGUUCAUGGCAUACCGAUUACCGCGACACCGCUUUCAUCAACAUCGGUGGCCUACCUUUCGAGCUCUCCGAGGGCGACAUCAUCACCAUAUUUUCUCAGUAUGGAGAGCCCGUAUGGCUGAAAUUAGCGCGCGACAAGGAGACGGGGAAGUCGCGAGGGUUUGCAUGGCUAAAAUAUGAAGAUCAACGAAGUUGCGACCUGGCCGUCGACAAUCUGGGCGGCGCAACCGUCAUGGACCGGGUGCUAAGGGUAGACCACGCCCGCUACAAGCCCAAAGAUGAUGAAGAUAUGCGGGACAAUACCAUGGGAGAGCUAGAGGUGGAUCCCGGCUUUGACGAGGAUGGUGGAAGGCGUAAACGGCGGCGCACCAACGAAAGCGAGAGCGAGUCCGACGAUGAUGACAGGCCCCUGCUUCCAGAGGAAGUAGAGCUGGAGAAGGCAAUCAAUAAUUUGGAUGAGGAGGACCCCAUGAAGGAGUCCCUGGUCAAGCGAUUGCAGGAGAAGGCUGAUUCAGCGGUCAAGAAAUACAGGAAGGGCAAGCGGAAGGAGAAGGAGCGGUCACGAAGACACGAGAGACGCCACAGGAGAGACCGAUCCAAGGAUCGCGAUAGAAAGGAGAUCAAGGACAAGGCAAUGGAUACAAGCAGGGAGCCUAGACGGAGUAGGCACGGCGACGAUGCAGACGAUAGAGAUCACCACAGGAGUUCGCAAAGACAUCCAGAGGACAGAAGUCGUGAGCGCCACCGCGAUCGAGACCGACACCGACACAAUGGCGACCGCAGGGAUCGCAGCCGGGACAGGCGCCGCCAUAGCUCUGAAAGAGAGGUGGACGACAAAAAACCACCCACCAGACGCUCGCCUGAUCCUGCAUCGAGGGGUGACAGUCGCCGCCGCCAUCGUCGCAGUUAUUCUAGUGAAGAGAGCGACUAG